Molecule: messenger RNA, 747 nt
Organism: Lingula anatina
Lineage: Eukaryota; Metazoa; Brachiopoda; Lingulata; Lingulida; Lingulidae
Product: monocarboxylate transporter 13-like
Biological process (GO): transmembrane transport
Molecular function (GO): monocarboxylic acid transmembrane transporter activity
Source: RefSeq, a predicted model, not a curated record
AUGGGCUGUAUGGGUGACACAUCAUGGGGAUGGAUAAUCCUCGUAUUUGCUGUUGCCAUGAGAACGACCAUACACGGUAUGCUGACGUCAUACGGAGAGUUUCUUGCUACGUUCAGCAACGUGUUUCAGGAACCAAACAUGGCUUUCUUUGGGAUCAUCGGUUCCACGGCGUACGGUAUCAUCAGUAUAGGGACCCCCAUAGCUCUGGCGCUCACCCGAUGGAUAGGUGCCCGGCGAACAGUCUUCAUUGGUGUCUUCCUGUUGUCGCUAGGUGUCGCCCUUUCGGGGGUCGUGGAUCAACCCUUGGAGCUGUUCUUCACAUACGGGCUCCUGGGAGGAUGUGGAGCCCUGCUUACCAACAACCCGCCGUUCUUCCUGCUGUCUCAGUACUUUCACCGUGACCAUAAGUAUUAUAUUCUGACGUCCAGCCUCCCAAUGGUCUCAUUUUGUUUGGGUUCACUUAUAUUCAACCCCAUUAUUCAAGCUAUGAUAACAUCCAUCGGUUGGAAAUGUACUUUUGCCGUCUACGCCACGUUGAUUUUCACCGUCGGCUGCACUGCUGCUGCCACCUUUCGGGAAAACGAGGACCAAGACGAAAAUGACAAGACAAGCUUAAUCAAAGACGAACCAGAUUCAAUGAAACCUUCUAAAUGGCUAUUUGUUUUCAGCGCAAGUGUAUAUGUUAUAACCAUGUUUACCCGUUCAAUGGCCUUAUUUACUCCUGUCUUUAUUAUGGUAAGAAAAUAA